Molecule: messenger RNA, 1657 nt
Organism: Solanum lycopersicum (tomato)
Lineage: Eukaryota; Viridiplantae; Streptophyta; Magnoliopsida; Solanales; Solanaceae
Source: RefSeq, a predicted model, not a curated record
UAUGCUGAAAUGUAAUGACCUCAUGGUCAUGUACUUGUUUUAGUGUGAAUUUACUGUUUUGCCUAUUUCCAUUGCUUCUAUGUAGUGUAUGUGGUGUAUCGAGAUGGGUGGCACACUUCCGAGGUAGUCAAACAAGCUUUGAGUACAAUGUCAUAUAUGUAGGGAUUGAUUAUCGUGGUGAAUGGGUUGAGAAGAAAAAUUGAUUCACAUGGUGUUGGGAGGAUAGUAAAAAAUGAGGAGCCGAUUCAGUAGGGAUAUAUGUCGAAAGAAACAUUUUGUAUGAUGAGUUCUUUAAUUUAGUCGUGCAAAUAUCUGGAUACAAUUGUAAACUGCAAGAUCUUGUCAUUAGUUGCAUUCCCCAUUUUUUUUCAUAAUGAGAAGGUUUUACUUUUAAAAUAACUCACAAAUCUAGUUUGAGUUUUUAUUUGGGAGGAAUAGAGAAACCGCCAAUAUUAAAAGUCUACGUAGAAGAAACUCCUAUCGAGGAGGAUCAUAAUGUAGACCAAGGCCAACAAUAUAUGUUUAAUGAUGAAUUUCAUCCUGCGGACAUGAAUAAUCCUGAUGAUGAAAUUGGAAUAGGUGAAGGUGAAGGUAAAGGUGGAGGUGGAGGUGAAGGUGAAGCUCAAACUAAAGGGUCGGACCUUGAGAGCAAGUUUCCUCCCACACCUAUAGUUUGCACAAACAAUCCAUGUGGUUCUCAAACUUCACAUGUGAUUAAUGUUAGAAAUGAUGAAAAGGAUUUUAUAAGGGAAUGACAUUCAAGAACAAGCAAGAACUUACAAAUUCAUUGAAAAUUGCUUUCUUGAAAAAAAAAUUAGACUGGAAAAGGUGAUAAAUUCUUGUGAUGUGUUUUCCUUUAAAUGUUCAUAUCCGGAUUGCAAUUGGUGGCUGAGGGCUAUGAAGUUUACAAGUAGUGACAGGUUUGCCAUUAGAAUCUACGAAAGGUACCAUAAUUGUGGUUCAGAGCAUCUUACGAGCAAUAAUUCCCAUGCCACGACAAAAGUCAUAGGUAAGUACUUUGAAAAUAGGUUUCCCAAUGGUAAAGGCCCAUCCAUAAGAGAUAUGUCAAAACAAAUCCGCACAGAAUUGAAUUGUAAGGUAAGCUAUUGGAAGAUUUAUAAGGGCAUGGAUAAUGCUAGGUCUAAUGUUACGGGAACACAUGAGCACGGGUACACAGUGCUUAAUGCGUACCGGUAUAUGCUUGAAGUUGUGAAUCCAGGAAGCAAGACGACAUUGUCACUCGAUGAAAAUGGGAGGUUACAAUUUUUCUUUGUGUCAUAUGCUGCUUGGAUAAUUGGUUUUCAAGAAAUGAGAAAAGUAAUAGACAUUGAUGACACAUUUCUAAGGAGAAAGUAUGGAGGAGUUCUGCUAUCGGCGGUGGCUCAAGGUGCCGAGAAUCAUAUAUUUCUAAUGGCUUUCUGUGUAGUGGACAAGGAAUGCGAUGCCUCAUAUGAAUAUUUUUUUCAAAAUAUGAGAAGCUUUGUAGAUGAUACUGAUGAGUUGUGAAUUAUCUCUGAUAGGCAUCCAAGUAUUCGAAAGAUGGUUUUGAGAAUCUAGCUUGCAUCUCAUUAUGGUUGUUGCAUGAGACACCUUGGGGAAAAUAUUCGAAAUAACUUUCACAAUUCAAAGGAAGUGUCCUAUUUUAUAAAGCAGCAAA